Messenger RNA from Dendronephthya gigantea, 1186 nucleotides. RefSeq names its product bcl-2 homologous antagonist/killer-like. Gene Ontology annotation, molecular function: protein homodimerization activity; protein heterodimerization activity. Lineage: Eukaryota; Metazoa; Cnidaria; Anthozoa; Malacalcyonacea; Nephtheidae. The record is from RefSeq and is a predicted model, not a curated record. Gene Ontology annotation, biological process: extrinsic apoptotic signaling pathway in absence of ligand; intrinsic apoptotic signaling pathway in response to DNA damage; regulation of apoptotic process. The transcript has 2 exons. Gene Ontology annotation, cellular component: mitochondrial outer membrane. Bases 32 to 730 code for a protein of 232 amino acids.
AUACUUUUUGCAAUGUCGUCGUAAAAAAGUGAUGGCAAGUUUUGCCGGCGAAGGAGAUUCAAAUUCAGACGAAAACGACUCAAAUACAAGCUUAUCGGACUGUGAUACGGACGCAAUGUUAAAGACUGAAACAGCCAGCAUUGUUAGGCAGUUUGUUUACGACAGAUUCGAAGAGGAAAACGAGGGUUUAGACUCUACAGGUCAAGAUGAAAUCCCUGUGCUCGAAACGGCAAGGCCAGAUGCUUUAGAAGAAUUGCGAAGCGUUCGUGAAGAAAACGACCCUGAUUCAACUGCCGUAAGAGUUAGCAGACGUCUACGCGAGAUUGGAGAUGAUAUACAGCAUAAAUAUCAAGACGAAUUUCAAGAUAUGAUUAAUCAACUAAAUCUGAAUUCGGCAAACGCUUACAAAUCUUUUGCCGAAGUUGCGCGAAGAUUGUUUAGGAAUGGUAUUACUUGGCAUCGUAUCGUCGCUCUUCUGUGUUUUGGAUACGAAAUCGCUAAACAUGUUUUGAUAAAUGGACUAGCUGGAACGUACAUGAGAAAAAUAUACCAGAUGAUAGUUGAUUUCAUCGUGAACGAAAGGAUUGCAGCUUGGAUAACACAGAAUGGGGGCUGGCUUGGCUUUUUGGCAGAUUUUCGACUCAGUGAACCCAGUUGGUCAACAGUGGCAGCAGUCUUAGGUGUUGGUAUACUCUUUGUAAUGUGGUCUAUGAGAACAGGAAACAAAUAAACAAAUCUGUAUAGUACAUUAUUUUGUAAAUUCAAACAUGGGAAUGUAGUAUAUUACCAUGACAUUGAUUUUAGAUAGGGAAUUUUAUGUAUUUGGCAAAACUCUUCAUUCCUUUGCAUAUACCUUUUUUGGGAAAUAGGAUCAUUCAAAUACCUUUACCAUGUAACUAGUAUUGCUAAACAUAAUUGUCAACAAUUUUGCUACAUCACAAGAAAUUACAUCAAGGCUUUUAUAAUUGUGGUUGAUCUUCAGCUAGUGAUAAAUCACUUAUGCUUUAUUGCCAUAUUACCAUUAAAACUGUUUCAUCAAAUGGAACAUUUGGAGCAUUUUAUCUUUGCGUGUAACAGUGGAUUACUUGAUAGAUCAACAAUAUUUAUGUGUUAUUAGUAAUUAGUUGUAAGAUUUGAGCAUGAACUUUAAAAUAAUAUGGUUGACUCAUUUUACUUCCUGAUUUUC